This is a messenger RNA of Callorhinchus milii (elephant shark), 409 nucleotides long. Its product is annotated as cystatin-M-like. Gene Ontology annotation, molecular function: cysteine-type endopeptidase inhibitor activity. Lineage: Eukaryota; Metazoa; Chordata; Chondrichthyes; Chimaeriformes; Callorhinchidae. The transcript is spliced from 3 exons. The record is from RefSeq and is a predicted model, not a curated record. Bases 62 to 397 code for a protein of 111 amino acids.
GCUAUGGCUCAGCAUUGCUUUCUCUGUUGCUUUCUGCCAUCCAAGCACUGAUGAUCAACCGAUGGUUGGUGUUGCCAUUAGGAUUGAUCCAACGUCUGCAGAGGCGCAAAAAGCAGCUCAAUACGCUAUGAAAGAAUACAACAAAAACUGCAAUUCCAGCUAUCUGCUGAAUAUGAUCUCGAUUGUGUCAGCCAAAUCGCAGAUAGUUGCUGGGUUAAAGUAUUAUUUGACAGUACAGGUGGAAGAGACAAACUGCUUGUGUGGAUCUAAUGGAACUUUGGAACAUUGUUCUCCAAGAUAUGGAGGAUAUGGAAAGGUCUUACUGUGUGACUUUCAGGUGUAUUACAUUCCCUGGCUUGAUUCAGUUGAACUGAUAGCAUCCAAUUGCCAAGCAUGAAGUUCAGCAAAC